AUGUCGAUAUUGAAUGCGUACUAUUACCUGAAAUAUUAUAACUAUGGUGAAGAAGACUUAAAUAAAAAUCUAGUAGACACUUAUAAGUUUCUUUACGAAGAAUGUAAAAAAAACAGAGUAAAAACUUAUUAUGAAAAUCUGCUUGAUUCAAAACAUAAGAAAAACACCGUAUUACUCGAAUGUAUUACCAAUUUACAAAAUAUAAGAAAUCGGAUAUCAUUGGAUCUGGAAGACGCGGAAAUUUUAAAAAUGGCACAUAUGUUCUAUGGGUUAUCAGAAGAGAAUGACGUAGACCAGAUAAUGGAAAAAU
This is a messenger RNA of Dentiscutata heterogama, 310 nucleotides long. NCBI's taxonomy places the organism in Eukaryota, Fungi, Glomeromycota, Glomeromycetes, Diversisporales, Gigasporaceae. The record is from the annotation of a GenBank genome assembly.